This is a messenger RNA of Cydia pomonella (codling moth), 3168 nucleotides long. Its product is annotated as multiple inositol polyphosphate phosphatase 1-like. Gene Ontology annotation, molecular function: acid phosphatase activity; inositol phosphate phosphatase activity. The coding region runs from base 410 to 1825 and encodes 471 amino acids. Lineage: Eukaryota; Metazoa; Arthropoda; Insecta; Lepidoptera; Tortricidae. The record is from RefSeq and is a predicted model, not a curated record. The transcript has 10 exons.
CGGCCCUAAAUCACCGCUGUCUCAAAAUAUUGGACUAAUUACGUUACCUUAAUUAAUUGAACGUAUAAAUAUUCGCAAUUAUAUUAUUAUCAACGUCCGCAUUAUCAUUUCUUGUGUCAGUAAUUUAAAGUUACUCUAACCUUAGUUCAGCUGUUUAAAUGUUUAUUGUUAUGAACGUUAUGUCACCUUACCUCACGUCAGUAGAACGUUUUUGUAGCGAGGUAACCGCUUGAUACCGUAAUACUAUUAGCAUCUCGUUCUGCCAUGGGAGUGCCCUAGUGAUGUACCUUAGCGCGCGCCAUGCCUUCGCCAGUCAGUUUGCCCGCCAACGCGUCCCAGCGACGCCGCGUCGCGAGUACCAUAGACAUUAUAGACAACCCGGAUACGUUUCCCGAUUCCCGCUUCUAAGAUGAGGUGCUUUCUCCUGCUGCUGGCGCUGGUCUCGGCCCGCGGGCAGGACACGUGCCAGUCCGGCCCCGAAGCCCAAUACUUGCUAUUCGGCACCAAGACCGCAUACAACUACGUCAACAGGAACUUGCCCAAUCUAAACCCGCAGAAUAUACCUGGAUGCCAGCCGAAAGCUAUCUGGCUACUGAACCGUCACGGUGCUACCAAUCCAGAGGCGGAUGAACUGCCCCAGCUGCAGCACUUGACAGCGUUCCGGGACAACGUAGUGAAGAACUACCACGAUGGCUACAAUAAGGAGCCCAGAAUGUGCCUCGGUGACCAAUCGCUGCUCACUCGCUGGGCGUGGAACCCGCGGCAGAACCUCACGUUCGCCGGGGACCUCACGACCAACGGUUACAUGCGCACUGAAGAGCUAGCACAGACUUGGGUUUCCCGCUAUCCUAGUCUUCUGACUGACAACAAGCACGAUUACAUGUUCAAAUUCGCGAAGGACAAGCGUUCCUCGGAAUCGUUCCACGCCUUCACUGCAGGCCUGUUUCGGUCGCGUCCCGAAGAUCUUGACUUGCCGCACGAUAACGACGAGAAACUGCUUAAGCCAGACAAAUUCUGCCCAGCGUGGAGCAGAGACAUCGGAGAUAGCAAUGAGACCCUCAGGCAGCGGGAUAUCUUCGAGUCCAAGCACGAGUGGGCAGAUAUGGUGAGCAACAUAUCUUCGCGCCUGGGCUUCACGUACGACAUCGACCGCAGUAUCAUUAAAAACAUCUACCAGAUGUGCCGCUACAACAAGGCUUGGGACAUCACCCAAAUAUCGCCCUGGUGCUCGGCAUUCUCCCGCGAAGACCUUCGACGUUUCGAGUAUGCUGAAGACCUGGAAACCUUCUACAAGUAUGGCUAUGGGUCGGAGACCAGCCCCAAGUUGGCCUGCCCGCUCAUCAAGGAUAUGAUGGAUUUCUUCUAUAAACAUGUCAACGCAAACGUCCCGCAGCAGCCGGUGUCGCAGAUCCUGUUCGGUGAAGCCCCCGCCGUGCUGCUGCUGACGGGCGCGCUGGGCGGGCGCCGCGACGACGCGCCGCUCACCGGAGACAACUUCCACACCGUCCCCGCGCAGAGCCGCAAGUGGAGCUCCUCGGCCGCCUCGCCGUUCAAUGGGAACCUAGCUGCUGUUCUGUACAAAUGCAACCCUAACGGCAACUUCGGCUACAAGGACCGGCAUCAGAUCCUCUUCCUCCAGAACGAGCAAACCAUGGACUUGCCCUUCUGUAAGGUGGGUUUGUGCGAGUGGUCCGACAUCAAGGUCCGUCUUGGUGACAUCGCGAACAAAUGCAACCUGGACUUCUGCAAUGGAGCCGCGACUUUGAACGGCGUUGUGGCUUUAAGUGUUGGUUUGUUUGCGUUCUUUGUGAGAUAUCUGGCUUAAGUUCGUGUUUUCACUCAUGUCAGGUAUGAUCGAACGUAUACUUGAGUAUUAUAUCAGUUUUUUGAGCGUACAAUGUAAGUUAUGUUAUUAGAGAGAGCCGAUAGCCGAUAGCGAAGCGUCCGUAAUCAAAGUAAUGGGUACAACAAAUCCACCGAUGUCUGAAGGAAUGAAGCAAUCAUUAUCGAUAGAUCCAAAAUGGAUCUAAUGAUGUUUUUCUUCUUAGAUCUAAAUUUUUAUGUUGACAAUUAAAACUGGAUCUAUACGGAAAAUACUUUAUAUCAUUAGAUCCAUUAAAUUAUACUAUGAUCAAAAUGGAUCUAAAGAGCAAUUCAUAUAGUCGGUUAAAAACAAACGUGACGCUUGGCUACUUGGUGGCUUUUGACGUGUGGCGAUUUUGUCACCGAUGGCUACUAAUGUCCGCAAAACACUUGACCGUUUAUUUCCGCAAACAUUUCUGUGUUAUUAAAACGAUGCAACACGAAUAUUUGAGGAAAACGGCCAUGUGUGUAGUGGUAUUAUUAGUACCCAAUGAGUAGCUAUCGGUGCACUUAUUUAAGUACAAGUACACCAAAUACGCAUUUUCUAAGCUUUAGUAAAAUUUUGACCAUGAACAGUUAGUAUGAAUAUUACGAACCUACCUAUUGUCAGCUAAUCAUAGGAGUUUUUUUGACGUACUAAUUCCCAUAACUGAGUCUGUUACCAGGGGUUGUAUUGUUCGUUAUUAGCAAAUUACUAUGAAUUAAACAAAGUCAUGCUUUCGAACAUUUAAGGUACUAAGGUAGGUAUUGGAACCCGGCGACGUGUGGCGACGACAACUGCAGACUUCAUGUCGCUGUGUUAGUUUCGAACCCGACUGCAUACCGCAGCGCCGCGCCGUAUCUAGUUAGUUAGUUCUGAGUGUUUCGUGACAUCAGCGGCACUGAUCUGCGGUCGGGCUCGGCGACGUAUAGCUGGCUUCGUGUCGCUAAGUUCGAAUGGUAUUUCAUAUAAACCAAUCGUGACACGGCGACGUGUCGUAUGCAGUCGCCUCACGUCGCCGUCUCAACUUGUACAUUUAUACAUUAGGUACAUUAUAACAAAAUAAAAAAUUUAGACUCCUAUCAAAGGAAGACAUUCUAGACCACAUUUUGUAUCAGUAAGUUGUAUUUUACUUUAUAAGAACGUAAAUGUACAUAUAGUUCGUUCGUGUUAAGAACGCAGUGAAACAUCAACAACAUUACAUUUAAUUCGGUUAACACACAAAGGACAGGACAACCGUUGCGUUCGAAAGUAUGCCUUCAACUGGUCACUGUGAUGAUGUGAUCUUGACUUUUUAUUUCUGAUUGCUGAGGGGGGGGGGGGGG